This is a messenger RNA of Drosophila takahashii, 3255 nucleotides long. RefSeq names its product fasciclin 3 (gene Fas3). Gene Ontology annotation, cellular component: adherens junction. Gene Ontology annotation, biological process: homophilic cell-cell adhesion; heterophilic cell-cell adhesion. The record is from RefSeq and is a predicted model, not a curated record. NCBI's taxonomy places the organism in Eukaryota, Metazoa, Arthropoda, Insecta, Diptera, Drosophilidae.
AUUCUAUUCGAUUCGAUUCGGGUCGGAAUCGUGUGCGUUAGCCGGCCAUUGAGCACUAUCACAGCCAAAGGCAUUUGGCCCACAGCGCGACCGUGUGUGUUUAUUACUGUGGCAUAACCUUUGAUUAGCACAACUCUGGCGAUCGGAUAUAUCCAUUGAAAAAAUUCAUAAUACCAUCGACAACAUACACUGCACACCCCAAAACAAACACACACACACACAUCACCGAAAAAAAUAUAAACCAGAGCCUCAGCGGCUGUAAAGUGCCACCGAAAAGUACUUGGCUGUAUAUUUUAUGCAUGAAAAGCUGAAGCAAGUGCAACCUAACGCCGGAGUGACAUCAACAAAAAAAAUACGCACAUAAGGAAACUCCAAAAAAAUAAACCCGGGAUUAUCGCACACACACACAAGCACAGAAGUAAAAAAAUAAAGGAAGCCAAAGGAAGUCAGCAGCGAAAUCAUGUCACGGAUCGUUUUUAUAUGUCUCGCAGCCAUCUUAACAGAUGCGCUCACCUGGGCCCAGGUGAAUGUGGAACCCAACACAGCACUCCUCAACGAGGGUGAUCGCACCGAACUGCUCUGCCGCUACGGCAGAUCCAUCAACUACUGCCGGAUCGAGAUUCCUGGAGAGCAGAAGGUCCUCAACCUGUCGCCGGAGUGGAGCAAGACCCCCGGAUUCACGUACUUCGGAGCGGGUCUAACGGCCGGCCAGUGCGGCGUCAGCAUCGAACGGGUCAAGGCCAGCAACAAUGGCCAGGUCAAGUGCAGUCUCGGCGUCGAGGGGGAGGAGCUGUCGGGAACCAUCGACCUGGUCGUGGCAUUGCGCCCCCAGCAGCCUAUCAUCGAAUUGCUGUCCCGACCAAAUCGCGAGGGCUACUUCAGCGAGGGAACUGAAUUCAAGGCUCGCUGCAGCGUUCGCGAUGGUCGUCCGCCGGCGAAUAUCUCUUGGUACAUCGACAACAUGCCGGCCAACAAGCGCACCAGUCCCCUGGAGGUCAUGUCCUCGACCAACGACAAUGUGGAGCUAUCGACCUCGAUUCAGGAAAUCCAAUGGCACCUGUCGCCCGAGGAUGGCAACCGGAAACUGGUCUGCCGCUCGCACCACCAAACCGAUCGCGAAAGUGUCCCCCCGCAGGAAGCUGCCUACAUCAUCAACGUGCGAUAUGCCCCCGUCCACCAGCCAGAUGCCGCUGUUUACGGACUUUACCUCGAACACACUGCUAUUGUGAACAUCACCAUCCGUGCCAGUCCGCAGCCCAAGAUCGAAUGGACCAUCGAUGGAGCGAUUGUGGGACAGGGCCGUACCGAUGGACGCUACUCGGCCUAUGAGCCCCAGUAUCUGGGCAACGACGAGUACAACGUGACUUUGGCCAUCGCCGGUCUGACUCUGGAAGAUACCACGAAAAUCUACAAUUUGAGGGCCAGCAAUGAACUGGGAUCGACGGACUACCAGGUGCGAAUCAGUUCGUCAAGCAAACCGCCCAGUAGCAGCCUGGAUGUGGCCGCAAUUGUUGGCAUUGUGGUAGCCGUUGCCGUUUUGGUCCUGGUCGUUUUACUGAUUGUGUUUGCACGAGCCACUGGCCGAUGGUGUUUUGGCGGAAAAUCAAUCAAGACGCCCACAAACGAAACUCAGAUCGACAAGCAACUGGAAUUGGGAACUCAGCAAAACCAUGGACAAAAUGUUGCUCUUUUGGAGACCCCUAAUGGCAUAACUUUGUUGGGCGCCAGUAAAUUGCGAGAGGCCAAUGGAAAUGGUCAGGAUCGUCUGUCGGUUGAAAGACGCCAUCACGAUGAAGAUGAUAGUUUUGAAUAUGGCACGGAUCGUGAGAGCAGUGUCUAUAAUCCCACCACAAGACCCCUGAAGAGUAUUCUGAUGAGUCAGGCGGCAGGUCGUAAUUCCCGAAGCUCUGCAAGUGAUAAGGAAGAUGGCAGCGAGAAUGCUGAUUUACUGCAAAAGGGAAAUCAACUGGGAAUUCCCGAAUCGCGAUUCUCGCGAUGGCUGCCCAAGGAUCAACGCGAGCUGAUCGAAAAGCAGGCGAUGUUACUUUCGGGAAGGGGCAAGUCCAAGGCACCAGCCACACCGCCGAAACCCCAGAGACCCCAAAUCGGAGAGGCAAAUACCACGAAUGCUAUUACUAGGAAUACGACGCCAACAACACCGACGACGCCAAAGUUGCCACAGGAAACGGAAAUCUGAGAGCGUGCACGAGUGUGUGUGCGCGUGUGGCAUUCAUAUUUAUUUAUUUCUUCUUUUUGGGUACAGGAAACGCGCAGCAGGAUUAGGGAUGGAGCAGUUUUGUGGCAAUCGAGAACUUUUAGGGGGCCCUUCCAUUAGUGUCAAGAACUUUAGUUGAUGGGUUAACUCAGUUAACUCCAUCUUAAAAUUAAAUACUAUUUGAGUGCCUUUCUCAUAAGAAAACAGAUAAAAAUGUAAAAUAAAAGUAUUAAUAUACUUAAAGUUCACAAGUUCAAGUUCAAGUAUAAUGUGAAAAUGUUUCCUUUGUCAUCUGGAACUAAAAAUAUUUUUAUACAUAUUUGUUAGUGACUUGCAUUCCUGAGUUUUGAGUUUUUUUUUUUGGCGCGAGUAACAAUUCUAAACAAAACAAUAACGUUUAAUUUAUAUAUUGAGGGCUAUAAAUUCAACUUGCAUUUAAAAAAAAAAAUUUUAACUCUGAAAGGAUGAUAAAUAACCAGUUAUUUCUUAAAAAAUAGGGGUCCCCUAUAAAAUAACAUCGUUACAAAGCUGACUCCAAAUGAGGAUCACGAAAGAUUUUUCUUCUACACAACAAAAACAAACGAAACGUAAAAACCUACAAAUAAAGCAAGAAAAACUGAUUCAUUUCAUACAACUUAAAGCUAGCAUGAAAUUAAGUUAUUAUCGAAUACAUAACUAUAAUCGAAGAAGUUUGCAUGAAAAGCAUGUAGCAAAGAAUCAUUGAUCUACACAAAUAUUUAUUGUAGUCACUGUAGAACAAAGUCAUCAAGUGAGAUAUACGCGCAACAACAAAGUGUUCAACUUAAGCCGCGCCAACUGUACUUUAAGACCGAAGAGAAACUUCCUUUUAUUUUCGAUUAUUAUUACGUUCGAGCUGGCUUAAGUAGAAGACAACCUAAAGUUAAAAAUUAAAAUAGUAUAUAGUAAUUAAACACGAACGCGAUAAAAUGUAGUUAGGAUCUUUUGAUACCCUUUAUAAUUUUUUACAGAACGUAUGUUUAAUAUUUAAUUAACAACAAUAAACAUUGUUAAAACUGCAA